GUGAAAGUAUGGGGGCUUCAUAUUCAUUUCCAGAAAAAUAGACACAUUUCCUUAUUCUGUAGCUUCCGUCGUUCUCUCUCUCUCUCUCUCUCUCUCUCUCUCUCUCUCCCUUCUGCACCGACUUCCGCCAUCAAGAAUUUCUCUGACCCAAUACCCAUCGUCGAACUUCACCAUGAGUCACAAUUAGUUUGUUCUCUUUCCGACCACCCAAAUAAUAGUGGAUUGAUUUUGAAUUGGUCAUUUUUAAAUUUCAGAAUCUCAAACUUGUGAAAUAGCCAACAGACUGGUUUUCUCUGAUGGGGUCAGAAGAAAAAGAUGCAUCUAAAGCGCUUAAUUGGAAAAGUAUUGGUGAGCCAGCUGGCGGUGAUGGCGGCGGUGAUGGAGCAGCUGUAAAGAAACGACUCCCUAAAAAGAUAAGGCAAAUUCCGGAUUAUUAUUUCCUCCCUCGAAAAUCUCGACCUUCUGCAAUCUUCUUUUAUGGUUCAUGGAUUGCUGCUGGAAUUGGUGCCGGCAUGCUCACCGAAAUUUGGAUUAACAAAAAAGUCAAAGAGGAUGGAGGUGUUAUCUGGGAGUUUGACAAAUAAAAAGCUUCACCGAGUUCACAAUAACUUCCUUGUUCGGCUUAUCAGUUAGUUUUAAAUUUUUAAUCCUUAAAUUUUAUUGUUUGGUCAAUGCCAGAUUUUGUUGCUUUUUGUGGUUUUAUUGUUAUUUUAUAUCCAUCUAACCUCUAUUUUGCGGAUGUGGUGGAAAAAUUACCCUGAGCGCUAACACACUGUUUCUUUUUCCCCGAUUUGUAUCUAGCUUUUUAUGCUGAUUCAUAAUAUGUUUUUGUCUGAGAACUCUCAUGUGAUUUUUUUUUACGA
Messenger RNA from Erythranthe guttata (spotted monkey flower), 863 nucleotides. RefSeq names its product krueppel-like factor. The record is from RefSeq and is a predicted model, not a curated record. NCBI's taxonomy places the organism in Eukaryota, Viridiplantae, Streptophyta, Magnoliopsida, Lamiales, Phrymaceae.